AUGCAGCUUUCGCUCUCGACCACAACACGCUCUGCACUAGAUUCGUCGCUGAAGUAUAGAACCUUUGGAAUCCGGAUAUGGCGACAUUCGGAAAAGCUACAUACAAUGCGGCGAAAUAUGCUUCCAUCAGGCCCACGUAUCCUAAGCAACUUUAUGAUUUUAUUUUCCAGUAUCACGCACGCUCCCCGAACGCAAGGUGGGGAGCUGCAGUUGACCUAGGGUGUGGGACAGGACAAGCCACGACUGAGUUGACGCCCUUCCAGCGCAUCAUAGGUGUCGAUCCUAGCAACAAAAUGAUCGAACAAGCGAAGCAGAAUGUACAAGCUACAACGCUACCUAAUCAAGUAGAAUAUAUUCAGUCGUCUGCAGAGGAUCUCCAUUUUCUGAAAGACGGCGAAGUGGAUCUCAUCAUUUCAGCACAAGCAGCACAUUGGUUUGACUGGACGAGACUGUGGCCAGAGACCUCUAGAGUGCUGCGAAGGGACGGCAGCAUUGCUGUCUGGGGCUAUUCCGAGUUCCGCCUCAGUCGAUAUUCAUCCGCAACGCCGCUUAUCAGCAAUUAUUCGCAAGGAUCAAAUUCAGAGACAUCACUCGGUCCGUAUUGGGAGCAACCUGGGCGAAAUACUGUAGACAACCAUUUUUUGGACAUUCCUGACCCUUCAUCAAUUGUUCCUGGGAAGUUCAAGGACUUUGAACGGAUCUUCUUCGUCGGCGACCACCAUCCCACUCUUCCUUCACCGCGCCCCGUGGUCUUAAGGAAAAAUAUGACCUGGAACGACCUCUUGGAAUAUCUCCGCACGUUCAGUUCUUUACACACGUUCCACGAGAGAUAUCCCGAAGAUUUAAAGAAUCCUGAUGGUGAUAUAGCGGUGCGCUUUUGGGGGUCGCUCAAGGAGCUUGUUUCGAAACAGGGAGGUAAUGUGCGGGAUACUGACCAAGUCGAGGUAGAAUGGCCUCUUGCACUCAUCCUUGCAAGGAUACCAAAGGGGUGCGUUCGAUCCCUACGAAUGGUAUACCCGAAACCCCAACCCCAACGGAACGCGUUGAUCAAGUUUAGAGUAAGGUUUAUGUUUGGCACGAGCCCGACCGGAUGUCCAAGUGGACAAGGCCGUAGUUGUGCGCCUGCGUAGCUUGUUGUCUCAGGUCGUGCUUGGCGAGUACGGUCAUGGUGAGAAACUGUGCCUUGUUUGCAGAAGGCUAGAUGUUGAAUGCAUGUUUUGUGACCUUCGUGCGCUCACUGGUUGCCCCACUUUUGGGGGAUUGGGUUGGGUUGGGUUGGCAACGCCGAGUCAGCUCAAUCGUCACUAUUGACACUAAUGGUACGGAUGAUCGAUGACCGUUUGAUUUCACAUCU
Molecule: messenger RNA, 1354 nt
Organism: Somion occarium
Lineage: Eukaryota; Fungi; Basidiomycota; Agaricomycetes; Polyporales; Cerrenaceae
Source: the annotation of a GenBank genome assembly